Messenger RNA from Suillus fuscotomentosus, 924 nucleotides. RefSeq lists its product as uncharacterized. The transcript has 7 exons. The coding region runs from base 1 to 924 and encodes 307 amino acids. NCBI's taxonomy places the organism in Eukaryota, Fungi, Basidiomycota, Agaricomycetes, Boletales, Suillaceae. The record is from RefSeq and is a predicted model, not a curated record.
AUGCAAUCAAGGUUGAAUCCGAGCAAGCACGACAUAGAGGCUUUAACCAUCAAUGAGCGGAAUCUUAGCCUAGGAGUAUAUGGUGGUGCAAACUUUGGAAGAGAAUGUAAUCUCCGCUCUCGCUCGGUAUUUGCAACUCUAAGUAAGAGCCUCAUACUCUUCCAAAUUCUACUGGCCCUUGUUUUGGAUGCAAAUAUGUGCAGUUUUGACUUCCCCAUGUCAGAAGCAUCAAAUACCUAUGGCGUCGAGGAUAGGCGCGCCCAUAACGACGAGCAGCCUCCCCCGGAACAGGAUACCGUUGGACCCACCAAGGAUUUAGAAUUGAACGAUGGGCCUUCUCAGUCAUCAGAACCUCACAAACAGGAAAGUAAUUUCAAAUAUUCACCAGAUGGUGGCUUAGCUUCUGAGGCGGAAAACGUUGCGGUUCAGAAGGACCAGCCAAAUCUAAGUGAAUUAUGUCCUCCAGGAUUCGGCAAUUGUUUUGAAGAGUGUCAAGGACCAUCGCUCUUGUUUCUGGGGGGUGUACAAAAGAGUUUAGGUGGAAUACGAUGCCAUGUUCUUCGAGCUAUGCAACGGCGACUUGAUAUCGUGUUGGUCUUCCACAUCUUUUAUCGUGGCGAUGGAGCCCAAUCCCCCAGCGACACUACGAAUCUCCUGCUCACACAACUCGAACAAAUCGGACUCAGAAACCUCACUGCAGCGGGCUCUGCAGCACCAGCAUCUACGUGGCUACCACCCACGUCAAUGAUAUGGAUCCAAAUCAUCGCAUAUGCAAGCUUGUCCACGAGCUUGCUCGCUGCUUUUGGGACCGUACUAGACAAGCAGUGGCUCAGGUACCACAAGUCGAAUAAAUAUGGCCGUGGCUCGCAGAAGGAGCGAGGAAAGCUCAGACAAGAGAAGUUCGACGGUCUCGUGAUGUUUUAA